AUGCUUAAAUCGGAUGUUUAUCUUGUUACUGGUGGAGCCGGUUUUAUCGGUAGUCAUUUGAUUGAUCAUUUACUUGAACUUAAUCUUGGUCAUGUUAUUUUAUUAGAUAAUUUUAAUGAUUAUUAUUCACCUCGAAUUAAACAACGAAAUAUUUCUUUACUUGAAGCUCGUUAUUCAACUCGUGUACUUGAUGGAAGUUUUAUUAUUGUUCGGGGUAAUAUUAAUGAUGAAGAAUUAUUAAAAAUGAUUUUUAAUAAAUAUAAAAUAACACAUAUUGCUCAUCUUGCUGCACUUGCUGGUGUUCGUUCAUCAACAUCUCAAAUUGGAAAAUAUAUGGAAGUCAAUUAUGCGGGUACACAACUUUUACUUGAUCUUGCUGCUUCACAUAAAAUUACACAAUUUGUUUUUGCUUCAACUUCAAGUGUUUAUGGACAGACAGAUAAAUUACCAUUUGUUGAAACAGAUUCAUGUGCACAACCAUUAUCACCUUAUGCAGCAACAAAACGUGCUGCAGAAAUGUUAGCAUAUGUUUAUUAUAAUAUUCAUGGACUUAAUAUAACUAUUUUACGUUUAUUUAAUGUCUAUGGUCCACGUGGUCGACCUGACAUGAUGCCAUUUAAAUUAAUGCGUGCUUGUAUUGAUCCAACAUGUGUUAUUGAUGUAUUUGAUGAUGGUGAAAUGAAACGAGAUUGGACUUAUAUUGAUGAUGUUAUUGAUGCAUUUAUAAAUGCACUUGACCAACAAUAUGGUUAUGAAAUAAUUAAUAUUGGAUGUGGAAAUCCAAUAAAAUUAUCAAAAUUUAUUGAACAUAUUGAACAAUUAUCUGGUAAACAAAUAUCAAAACGUUCAAUGAAAUCACAUAAAACAGAACCUCCAAUAACAUAUUGUGAUAAUUCAAAAGCACGAAAAUUAUUAAAUUUUGUACCAAAAACAAGUGUAUAUGAAGGAUUAGAAAAAACAUGGAAUUGGUUUCAAGAAGAAUAUAAUAUUAAAAAUGAUUAA
This is a messenger RNA of Rotaria sordida, 1002 nucleotides long. Lineage: Eukaryota; Metazoa; Rotifera; Eurotatoria; Philodinida; Philodinidae. The record is from the annotation of a GenBank genome assembly.